AUGCCAGAAACAUUGAGUGUCACCUAUACAGUGCCAGAAGCAUUGAGUGCCACCUAUACAGUGCCUGAAGCAUUGAGUGUCACCUAUACAGUGCCUGAAGCAUUGAGUGCCACCUAUACAGUGCCAGAAGCAUUGAGUGCCACCUAUACAGUGCCAGAAGCAUUGAGUGCCACCUAUACAGUGCUAGAAGCAUUGAGUGCCACCUAUACAGUGCCAGAAGCAUUGAGUGCCACCUAUACAGUGCCAGAAGCAUUGAGUGCCACCUAUACAGUGCCAGAAGCAUUGAGUGCCACCUAUACAGUGCCAGAAGCAUUGAGUGCCACCUAUACAGUGCCAGAAGCAUUGAGUGCCACCUAUACAGUGCCUGAAGCAUUGAGUGCCACCUAUACAGUGCCAGAAGCAUUGAGUGCCACCUAUACAGUGCCAGAAGCAUUGAGUGCCACAUAUACAGUGCCAGAAGCAUCUAGUUGCACCUACACAGUGCCAGAAGCAUUGAGUGCCACCUACACAGUGCCAGAAGCAUUGAGUGCCACAUAUACAGUGCCAGAAGCAUUGAGUGCCACCUAUACAGUGCCUGAAGCAUUGAGUGCCACCUAUACAGUGCCUGAAGCAUUGAGUGCCACCUACACAGUGCCAGAAGCAUUGAGUGCCACCUAUACAGUGCCUGAAGCAUUGAGUGCCACCUAUACAGUGCCUGAAGCAUUGAGUGGCACCUAUACAGUGCCUGAAGCAUUGAGUGCCACCUAUACAGUGCCUGAAGCAUUGAGUGCCACCUACACAGUGCCAGAAGCAUUGAGUGCCACCUAUACAGUGCCUGAAGCAUUGAGUGCCACCUAUACAGUGCCUGAAGCAUUGAGUGCCACCUACACAGUGCCAGAAACAUUGAGUGCCACAUAUACAGUGCCAGAAGCAUUGAGUGCCACCUAUACAGUGCCUGAAGCAUUGAGUGCCACCUAUACAGUGCCAGAAGCAUUGAGUGCCACCUAUACAGUGCCAGCAUUGAUGCCUGAAGCAUUGAGUGCCACCUGUACAGUGCCUGCAUUGAGUGCCACCUAUACAGUGCCUGAAGCAUUGAGUGCCACCUACACAGUGCCAGAAGCAUUGAGUGCCACCUAUACAGUGCCUGAAGCAUUGAGUGCCACCUAUACAGUGCCUGAAGCAUUGAGUGCCACCUAUACAGUGCCAGAAGCAUCUAGUGCCACCUAUACAGUGCCUGAAGCAUUGAGUGCCACCUAUACAGUGCCUGAAGCAUUGAGUGCCACCUAUACAGUGCCUGAAGCAUAA
This is a messenger RNA of Procambarus clarkii (red swamp crayfish), 1284 nucleotides long. The record is from RefSeq and is a predicted model, not a curated record. NCBI's taxonomy places the organism in Eukaryota, Metazoa, Arthropoda, Malacostraca, Decapoda, Cambaridae.